GUCGUUGUCGCGCGAGGCGCAACAAAAUGGCCGCGCGGCGAGCGCGUCGUUGUCGCGAGGCCGUGGAAAAUCGCUGGAAUAUGAAAAACGCUUUGUUUGCCGCGUUGUACGCGCAUGCCAUACGUGAAUUGAGGUCAGGAAAACCAAAGCGGAGCACAAAAAUAUCAAAACCCGUUUCUUUAUUCUUUUUUUUUUACAAUAAUAAAUUCCGUUGAGUUAAUUCGUUUAAUUUUAUAAAGUAUGUUGAUUUAUGAGUGCCACAUAUAUUCACACACAUACGCAUGCGUACGGGGCGCGCUGGUAAUUGAAAUAGCUUUGUUGCCAUGGAGAUUAUCGCGGUUUUAUUAUUUUUAAUUAAAAACACACCAGCCACACACGUUAUUUGCGUGCGGCGGACAUCGAUGCAUGGUGCAAACCGCAAAAAUCUCAACGCAAGUCACAUGUAACGUACUUAAGCGAUUAUUUUAUGAAGUUUAUGAAGUUGAGUUGAAUGGGCGUGUUUUUAGGCGGAAUUGAGCGAGGAAGAGUUGCGCGUCGUCGAGUUACACGACGAGUCGGUGAAGAGAUAGUUGGUGCGCAAUCAGAGUCGAGGAACGGGUUAAGCACACGCCUAUCUGUGGCUUAAGUCACUUGUUUAGGAGACUUGGAGUGUAACCGCCGUGUUUGUAUCAAGGUUAAUUUUUACAGGCGUCAUCGGCGAGUACAACGGCGAGGAGGCAACGCAGGAGUACAGCCCGUCCUCACAACCGGCCGAGGGGGCCGAGCUGUCGCCGCAUUCUCGCGCCGCCACGCCUUUGGAAUGUAUGCAGUACGGCGCAACAGGCGGCGACUACCAACGCGCCACAAUCCUACACGACACCAGCGAGUAUAUCGAUGCAUUCGGACGCCGCAUGGACGAUGUUGCGGGUAUGGAUGACUCGCCGAGUGAACACCAUCAGCAUUACACCCAAUUGGAGGGCGCGAUGACAAACGCCGCCGACGGUUCAUCACCACAUGACAGCCAUGCGUCGAGCGCAGCGGCAUCACCGACGCGUCUGCAUGCGCACAACGCCACAUUCACACACAUGGAAGCGCUGUCUGCAUCUGGCGGCGGCGAUCAACAACAUCUCGAGUUGCAAACGAUCAACGCCAAUGACGGCCCCGAACUGACGCAACUCUCUAGUCACAUCACUUAUGGCGGCGUUGUACCCGCGUCCGUUGCGGAAAAUAUUGCCGGUCCGUUGUUUAACAAUUCGCGUUCGAUCGCAAAUUACACCACGCAGGCCAGCAUGCCGUUUUAUUCCACUUCCUCACCGGAGCCCACUCAAAUCUGGUCUGCAACAGGCUUAAACAAUCCGCAAAUGUUAAACAUGUGCUCAGAUGAUUUCGUAAAAUCAUCCAACACAUCCCUGCCAGCAUUCAACCGAUUAGGAAUGUCGCACGGUGGUUCAACCGGCGGCGGGGGCGGCGGAGGUGGCGUCGCACAAAACGCGCAUCGACACAGCUCCUAUCCAAUCGCACCACUGGCAAAUGGAAGCUACGCCAACGCCGACUGGACAUUCGAUGCGCACAACCCGCACAGCGCGCCGUAUAAUAUUAUGCCGUCGCCGGCAUCCCGCCCCCGCCAACAGCACGCAAUGAGUGCCGCCGCCUCGCUGUCAGCCAUUGACCAAAGGACGGCCGAGUACUUCACCGAAGGGCGCGAGUGCGUAAAUUGCGGUGCGAUCGACACGCCGCUGUGGCGUCGCGACGGCACCGGCCAUUACCUGUGCAAUGCCUGCGGUCUCUACCACAAGAUGAACGGCAUGAAUCGGCCACUCGUCAAGCAGCCUCGUAGAUUGAGCGCUACCAGACGUGUGGGGUUGACAUGCUCCAACUGUCACACGAGUACUACGUCUCUCUGGAGGAGGAAUGCCGUAGGUGAGCCGGUGUGCAACGCAUGCGGGUUGUACUACAAGCUGCAUGGUGUCAAUCGUCCUUUGGCGAUGAAGAAGGAUAAUAUACAGACAAGAAAACGCAAACCCAAGGGAACAAAAGAAGCUUCUAACAGUAAUGGAAACUCGUCUUCUUCUGUGAAGAUGGCCUGUUCAUAUUAUCCAACGAUGUCGGGCGGAAAAAAUGAUUCUGCCCAUGGUUCUAUUAAAUUAGAACAAGAAAAUGGCCUGUCCCAAUCGGGGGCUUUGAAUAUGAGUCAUUUAACGUCUCUUAAAGGAGAGCAAAACGAUCAUGUCAGUAGCAUCAAGCUUGAACAUAUGGAUUAUGCAAAUGACUUGAGGACAAUGCACAUGCAAAACAUGUCCACACCACAGGCAUACAUGUACACCACAUCUUCUCACUCAAACCGUGGGUCACCGUUCGGUGCCGCACAGUCGCCGCCGUACGCCGCCUCCCAGACAUCGCCGUACAGCAACCACCAGACGCCGCCUUAUUACGAUAUCAUUGGCGGCCAUCAAGCGAGCCCCAGUCCACCGGAAGCCAACGCUUCCCCUGGCUCUCAAUCGCCGCAUAGCAACAACAAUAAUAAUAUCUCUAAGGGUAUGAUGGCUGAGAUGAACAACAUGGAUCGCCCUACGGUUGUCUCCAUGUCUUCGGUGCAAUAACGCGCACGCAACAGACGCUAACGAAAGCUUAGAUAAAAAGAAUGCAAACAUGAAUUUAUAUUGACAGGAAAAUAGUUGGAAUCCGAAUGAUAAUUAAUUUUCGAAUAUUUGUAUAUUAUUUCAAGUCGUUUGCAAUGGAUGAUGCUCCGAGUGCUUGACUUAUCACCGUUUAAUUUUGUAAAUAUUGCUACUCUAAUUAGUUGAUUAAUUUGUUUGCCACUCGUCGCACGUCACAGACCGCACGCUCGCACAUGAAUACGUUAAGCGUAGAAUAAUUUCUAGUUUAAGCUCAAGCAUUGAUUGUUAUUUUUUGUUAAUUUCAUGUAUAAAUUUUAAUCGCUUUCCGCUUGUAUGUUUAUUGCUGACUGAUUUCAAAUCAUUGCUAGGUUAGGUGUGCGCACAAUUAUUCCGAUCGUAAUUCGCAAGGUUAUUAUGUAAGUCUUUAUUUUACAAAUGGCGAUAGGGGACAAAUUGGCUCUCUUUGGUCACGCAGUCACGGACGUGUACAGAAUCUAUCUCUUCUUUGUUAUAUCAUCAUAUACCAUAUUUUAUGUAGAACUUUAAGUUUCUUAUACGUUUCUUGGUUUCUUAAUAACCUGAGAAGAGCAGGACAUAUAUUUGUAAUUUUAUAAGUACAUUUAUUGAGAUGAUAUUGUAUGGUAUAGGAUAUUUUGUUCUUAGAAUUGAUUAUAAAUAUAAUUUUGUUUCAAUAAAAAAAUUAUUAUUAAGAA
Molecule: messenger RNA, 3310 nt
Organism: Dalotia coriaria
Lineage: Eukaryota; Metazoa; Arthropoda; Insecta; Coleoptera; Staphylinidae
Product: GATA-binding factor A-like
Exons: 9
Coding region: 804-2579 (591 amino acids)
Biological process (GO): negative regulation of transcription by RNA polymerase II; cell fate commitment; positive regulation of transcription by RNA polymerase II
Molecular function (GO): RNA polymerase II cis-regulatory region sequence-specific DNA binding; zinc ion binding; DNA-binding transcription factor activity, RNA polymerase II-specific
Source: RefSeq, a predicted model, not a curated record